This is a messenger RNA of Rotaria sordida, 2250 nucleotides long. The record is from the annotation of a GenBank genome assembly. NCBI's taxonomy places the organism in Eukaryota, Metazoa, Rotifera, Eurotatoria, Philodinida, Philodinidae.
AUGGCGACAGAUAUUGAAAAACGUGUGUAUCUGAUCUUUCAUUUGAUUCGUUUGGUUUUAAAUUUGAGUAUUUUCGUUGGCGCUUUGUUAUUUCUAUUGGGUGGAUGUUUUCAUGAUCAACUUCGAUCAUCUAAACGACAAUGGCUUCUGUUCAAUAUAUGCUUAGCUAUGAUAAUUUUUGCAAUUAUCAAUUCAGUUUUUGCUAUGUUACCAUUAGCACCAACAUAUCAAACAAUUUUGGCUGUACGAGUGUGUACAUUAGAACAUUUUCUUGAAGAUAUUGCACAAGGACAAGUAGCUUAUUCUUUUGUCAUAUUUUGUAUGCAUCAAAUAGGACCACAAGAAUGGAGAAAGAAAAGUUUACUUUGGUUUGGAAUUUGCGUUGGUAUUCAAUGGUUAUGCAGUUAUUUGCUUCCAUUACCUCAAAUAUUAAUGUCAAAUUUCUACAUUUGUUUGGGAAUUGUUCCAAAUCGAUUUUUUGUCGUUUAUAGUAUAGCAUUUCUUCUUGCAUUACCUGUAUUUCUUCAUUUAAUGAUUUUUAUCAUAAUGAAUAUAUUCAAAAUAAGUGAAACAACAAAUAAUCAAAUAUAUCCUGCUGAACAAAGAAAUUCUAUUGAAAUAGAUUAUCAAUUAUUAAUGAAAUAUAUUUUAAUAAUGGCUUUAUUAUUUAAUAUAAUUGGUUAUGGACCCAUAAGCAUAUUAGCCGUAAUUGAUUAUCAAUUAGAACAGAGCAUUGCUAUUUAUGCAGCAUUGGAAAUUCUUCCUUCGGUUUGUCUUUUGAUUGACAUUGAACCUGUUUUUGGCAAAUCAUAUGAAUUUGAUGUUCAAUUACCUUUUCAAUCCUUAAUACGUAUACAAAUAUGGGACUGGGAUAUGACAAGUCCCAAUGAUAUGAUUGCUGAAACGAAAAUUGAUAUUGAAAAUCGUCGGUUUUCAUGUCAUAGAGCAACUUGUGGUUUACCAAAAAGAUAUGACAGUGCGGGUUAUAAUACUUGGCGUGAUACAAAAAAGCCAUCAGUAAUUUUAACUGAACUAUGUCGAGCAACAAAUAUUAAUGAACCCGAUUAUACGCUAGAUUUUUGUUCAGUAAAAGUUGGCAAUGAAAGCUUCCAAUGUGAUCCUGAUUGUGUUGAAUUUUUAAGGAGUGCAAGAUCAUCUGUGGUUACAGGGCAUCGAAAAGUUCAUCAUGAAUUACCCGAAGAAUAUAUACGACAAAAUACAGCAUUAGCUGCUCUACAUGGAUGGGGAAGAAAAAUUAAUACGAAACAUGCUUUGGUUGCUGAACAUAUUGAAUCUCGAUCACUUUUUAAUCCAAAGUUCCCUGAAAUUGAACAAGGAAAAUUAGAAAUGUGGUUAGAUUUUUUUCCAAUGUCACGACCACCUUCAAGUGCUAUGAUUGAUAUAACACCACCUAAACCCACCGCUUAUCAAUUACGUGUAACCAUCUGGAAUACAAGUGAAGUAGAAUUAAAUGAUUCAAAUUUGUUUACGGGAGAGAGAACUUCAGAUAUUUAUGUUAAAGCAUGGGUUGUAGGAGAAAGAAUUGACGCACAACAAACAGAUAUUCAUUACCGAUCAUUGACUGGCGAGGGAAAUUUUAAUUGGCGAUUCAUAUUCGAUUUUGACUAUUUAGAUAUAGAAGAAAAAAUUGUUUUUGAAGCAAAAGAUUCCUUAUUUCAAGUUGGUAAUACAACAAAAAAGAUCCCACCAAGAAUUAUUAUUCGUGUUUAUGAUGCAGAUUUGUUUUCAGCUGAUGAUUUUCUUGGUGAAUGUAUGCUUAAUCUGAUACAUGUACCACUCGGUGCUAAAACAUUAAAAAAAUGUACAGCUGGUAUUCUACUUGAUCCAAAACAUAAAGGAACUGAUUUAUUUCUUAAUAAACGUCUUGCAGGUUGGUGGCCAAUGAUUGCUCCAUUGAAAUUAGGUGAAAUUCGUGAUAAAGCUUUAGUAGGAGGAAAACUUGAAGCUGAAUUUUCACUUGUUACUGCUGAAGAAGCAGAAAAAAAUCCAGUUGGAAAAGCACGUGAAGCACCACAACCACUUGCAGAACCAAAUCGUCCAAAAACAUCAUUUCUUUGGUUUACAGCACCGUGGAAAACAUUACGUUUUGUUAUAUGGCGUAAUUUCAAAUGGACAAUUAUAACUGGAAUCUUUAUUUUUAUUGGUGUUAUUUUUGUUUUACUUGCUGUUUGGAGUAUACCCGGUGAAUUAAUUAGACAACUAGGAACUAAAAUCUUUAACAACAAAUAA